GAACUGUUCACCAUCACAAAAAUCCGAGUUACAACUACACAUCCCAUAAAGACAUCAUAUCCGAAAAAACAUAUGCGUUAUUGUACCACGAUGUACAACUGUUCAGCAAGGAGAUUCAACAUGACGUAAGGUGGACUGCUCUCUUUAGAAGCUAAAUAAACUCUCUUCGAGCUCCAGGACCAUGUCAGGUAGUUACACUCCAGCCCCAGGGGGCCCUUUUUCAGCCCUCACACCAAGCAUGUGGCCCCAGGACAUCUUGGCAAAGUACUGUCAGAAAGACCCCGGUACGGAAGUGGAACUGCAGUAUGAUGAAUUUGGGUUCCGGAUCGAUAGUGAAGACGGGGUUGAGACACGGAAAUGGCUGUGUGGUGACGGAGCCCCUCAGAGAGAAGACCCUCAGCAGAGACUUCGCUGGCAAGCUCAUCUGGAGUUCACCCACAAUCACACUGUCGGAGACCUGACGUGGGACAAGAUCACCCCCACACUGGCCCGCUCAGACCGUCUGCGGUCACUGGUGCUGGGAGGAAUACCGCACAGCAUGAGGCCACAGUUGUGGAUGCGUUUGUCAGGGGCCCUGCAAAAAAAGAGAACAUCAGACAUCUCCUACAGGGAGAUCGUCAAAAACAGCUCCAAUGAUGACACCACAGCAGCCAAGCAGAUAGAAAAGGAUCUUUUGCGAACCAUGCCCACCAAUGCAUGCUUCAACACUUUAACCAGUGUUGGGGUGCCCAAGCUCAGGCGGGUCCUGAGAGGGCUGGCAUGGCUCUAUCCAGACAUCGGCUACUGUCAGGGCACAGGCAUGGUGGUUUCCUGCCUGUUGUUGUUUCUGGAGGAAGAGGAUGCUUUGUGGAUGAUGUGCGCUCUGAUAGAGGACCUGCUGCCCCCCUCGUACUUCUCCUCUACUCUGCUGGGAGUUCAGACUGACCAGCGGGUGCUCAGACAGCUCAUAGUGCAGUAUCUGCCUCGUCUAGACAAGCUGCUACAGGAGCAUGACAUCGAGCUGUCUUUAAUCACACUGCACUGGUUCCUCACUGCCUUUGCCAGUGUGGUGGACAUCCGAAUCCUGCUGCGAAUCUGGGACCUACUGUUCUACGAAGGCUCAAUGGUGCUCUUUCAGGUUACGCUUGGCAUGCUGAAGAUCAAGGAGGAUGAGCUGGUAUCAUCUGAGAACUCGGCCUCCAUCUUCAACACACUGUCAGAUCUUCCCAGUCAACUAGAGGACGGGGCGGCAGUGCUGGGAGAGGCUGUGCGUCUAGCCGGAUCUCUGUCUCAGGAAAACCUGGACACGCACAGACACAAGCAUCUGGCCUACAUCUUGGCAGAGCAGGCCCAGCUCAACUCCAACAACUCCCAUUCCCUCAACACCAACCUCAACAAGGUGGUGCGCAGACAAAACAUGCGCAGGAAAUCCACCCUGAGUUCACUGCUGUGGGGAGAGGACGAGGUGGAGGCGCUGAAGGCCAAAAACAUUAAACAGACGGAGCUGGUGGCAGCACUGAGAGAAGCCAUCAAUCGCACCGCAGAGCACUUUCACUGCCUGGACCCCCGUAACUGCAGCACUGAUUUGACUCCAGAUUAUUCCAUGGAGAGCCAUCAAAGGGAUCAUGAGAACUUCCUGGUCGUGUCAAGAAAUCGACGGAGAAGAGCGAAAGCAUUACUGGACUUUGAAAGGCACGAUGAUGAUGAACUGGGCUUUCGAAAGAAUGACAUCAUCACUAUCAUCUCUCAGAAAGAUGAGCAUUGCUGGGUUGGAGAGCUGAACGGCCUGAGAGGCUGGUUUCCUGCUAAAUUUGUGGAAAUUUUGGACGAACGAAGUAAGGAGUACUCUUUGGCUGGAGAUGACACUGUAACUGAGGCAGUGAAUGACCUGGUCAGAGGCUCACUGUGUCCUGCUCUAAAGGCCAUCUUUCAGCAUGGCCUGAAGAAACCCUCCAUACUGGGGGGACCCUGUCACCCAUGGUUGUUCAUCGAGGAGGCAGCCAGCAAAGAAGUGGAAAGAGAUUUCAACUCUGUUUACUCCAGAUUAGUGCUUUGCAAAACUUACAGAUUAGAUGAAGAUGGGAAGGUGCUCACACCUGAAGAGCUACUUUAUAGGGCAGUGCAGUCGGUCAACAUGAGCCACGACACUGCACAUGUUCAGAUGGACGUCAAGUUCCGCUCUCUCAUCUGUGUGGGCUUAAAUGAGCAGGUGUUGCACCUGUGGCUGGAGGUCUUGUGUUCCAGUAUGAGUGCUGUGGAGAAGUGGUACCAUCCCUGGUCUUUCCUGCGCAGUCCUGGCUGGGUUCAGAUCAAGUGUGAACUCAGAGUUCUCUCAAAAUUUGCCUUCAGUCUUUCCCAAGACUGUGAGCUGCCUACCAAAAAAGAGGAGAAGGAGCAGAGGCCUCUGAAGGAGGGAGUUCAGGACAUGCUGGUGAAACAUCACCUCUUCAGCUGGGACAUCGACGGUUAAACCGCCACACACAUCCCCACAUCACUCUCCAGCUGCAGAAAAACAGGGCUCACAUGCCAAGCUCAUCUUCAUUUCACGUACUGCUUAAUGUCAGAUGGCUGAACUGGUGAGUGUUUGAGUCUUGCCACAGUGGUUGACUUUUUGUCACUCUUUCAAGAGUCUUUCUGUACAAAGGAGAUUCUGUACACAGAAUCCAACUACAGAACGGGCCUGCAAGAACUUCCUCUCCUCUGAAGCUCAAUAAUUGUUGCACCAUUCGGGUAAAUGAAUGAAUGAAUGCUGGAUUUUCACAUUUCUGUCCAUUUACUCUCAAAUAGUUCUGACUGCCAGUGUUUCUGGAUUAGUUAGAGGGUGAGAUUUGGGUCUACAUCCUGUAGGAUUGUUUUGAGAAGCUGUUUUAAUGUCUGAAUGAUCACGCAUGUACAAUCAGAGGGUUAAACACGUCAAGUCAAACACAUUUUCAUAAUUUAGCUCUGCAAUCUCUAAUAGUCUUCACUUUGUUCAAGAUGGUCUCCGAAAUUCGGUUCUCAAAUCUGUUUUCCACCAUGUUUUAACAUAAGAUUUCACUUGCAACAAACUAUUUUGACAGGACCAAUGAAUUGAUGGAGAUAUGACUGCAUGUAGCUCAGACUGCAGCAUUAAAACACUUGAUUGGCCUCUUUUGGGCCUUGAAGAACAUCCCUGAUUCAUUGUUAUUGGUGUGCAGUGAAUCAGCUUUGUGUGAUCCAUCUUGUUUUUUUUCUUAUAAACACGUGAAGUAUAAAGAAAACUGAUAUUUAGCAUUUUUGAGAUGUCGACUUGCUAAAGGUAUUGUAAUGGCCAUGUUCAGCGCUGCAUUACUGAUUCUUAAUGAAUCGCUCUGACAUCUAGAAGUCUUCUACAAUGAAACAAGAGCCUACAGACACCAUCAGAUGGAGCAGUGAAUUAAAGGAAAAUGUCCAUUCAUAGUUCUUGUAACUGGUAAACAUGGUUAUCCAGAACCAAAAAAUAGUCUGUAAUGGUUGAGCAUGAUCGUCACAUGGGGCUUUAGGUCAUAUCCACGAUCACUGAGAAUAAUGUGUACUUAAAUAAAAAUCUAUAUCUGUAA
Danio rerio (zebrafish) is the source of this 3536-nucleotide messenger RNA. It is a transcript of the gene sgsm3, whose product is annotated as small G protein signaling modulator 3. The record is from RefSeq and is marked provisional. Lineage: Eukaryota; Metazoa; Chordata; Actinopteri; Cypriniformes; Danionidae.